GGCCGUAAGUAAGUUUGUACGUGCCAGCCACCAUAUUUGCGACGCUGUGCGUUCCCCUCACAUGGGCGCAAAAACAUCACGGCAGGACAUGGCCAGUUUCACCGGUCCUAGUUUCUCGGUCCUGACCUAUAACAUCAAUGAUAACUGCGUCAGCGACCGGCACCCUAGCGACUGGUCGAUGAGGAAGCAGCAUGAACAGCUCGCACGCCUCAUACUCCAGCACCAGCCAGACCUGCUAUGCUUGCAAGAGUGCUUCUCUGGAAUUCCAGCGAACGACACUCUGAAGGGGGCGUAUGAGUUCUGCGCCCUGGCCGUGCCCUCGCACCGCGGCGACUGCAUGAUCGCGAGGCGGAGGGACAGCCCGCUGGAGCUCCUGCCUCAGCCGCCGCCCGCCGCCGUGGGUCCCUGCCUGCUGCUGCGGCUGCGGCUGGGCGGCCAGGAGCUCACCGCCGCCUGCGCCCACCUGGCGCCCUUCGCGGAGAAUGCGCCCAAGCGAAUGCAGCAGAUUGCCCGCAUCGUGGCCGCCGCCCCCUCCGAGCUGCCGCUGCUGCUGGCUGGCGACAUGAACAUGCGCGAGAAGGAGACGCCGGCGGCGGGGGAGGUGGGGCUGAUGGACGCAUGGGUGGAGGCCGGAUCGCCGCCAGGCCAGCGCUGGACGUGGGACACACGCACCAACAAGUACUAUGACGGCGGGCAUGAGUACACAGCGAGGUACGACCGCAUCCUGUACCGUGGCUGCCACGUGGGUGGCCUGCGUGUCACCGGCAACACGCCCGCCUCCGACGACCCCCACCACUUCCUGUCAGACCACUUCGCACUGCUCGCCACAGUCACCCUGCCCGCGCCGCAGCCACAGCAGUAGCAGGCGCAGGGGCAGCGCAGGGGCAGGCGGGGGCGCAGCGGGUGCAGGGGCAGGCGCAGGCGGGGGCGGAGGAUGCAUAAGGCAGCGGCAGCAAUGGUGAUGGGGAAUAAUAUCCAGGCAUGAGCGGCUAGAGGACAGCGGUGUGAAGAUGAGGGGGGGGGCGUCAUGGGGACGGCGGAGGCACGGCACCAUGGACUGGAUGACGCAGGCAGAGAGCGUGUGUGGUGGGGCAAUGCUGACUAAACGGUGAGAAAUGUUCGACUGAUGGGUUGACGGAACCUUGAUUAUACUGCAAUUGCCAUCAGCUUUUGAAAGCAAUAAUGACAACCACUGCAAUCGUGUGGGCGUGUCGCCUGAUUGGGGCACGCGGGCUUGUGGGCUGCUGAAAGGUCACUCGACGACGUGGAUGCAUGGAAAGGGUUGUGUGCGCUGGGGAACUUUGGACGUGGAUGCAUUGCAGGCAGGUUUUGGCGGGGCUUACUGCAAGGCCGGCAAUGUGUGCUGGCACUGUUGAGGCUGCCAUCGUAGAAUGUGGAGAAAGUCUUUUCCUUAGCUUGCUGGCUGGAUGACAGCUGGCUGGGCCAUGUACAGCGGUUGCCCAAUCAUACCGUAUUCUAGCUAGGAACAUGGACACGCACUCAUUGAGUUGCUCGUGUUGGCGGGCACUCGAGCAAAUUGCUGAUGGGGGAUGUAACCCCCCCCCCGU
Chlamydomonas reinhardtii is the source of this 1568-nucleotide messenger RNA. RefSeq lists its product as uncharacterized. Lineage: Eukaryota; Viridiplantae; Chlorophyta; Chlorophyceae; Chlamydomonadales; Chlamydomonadaceae. Gene Ontology annotation, cellular component: cytoplasm; PML body. Gene Ontology annotation, biological process: double-strand break repair. The coding region runs from base 89 to 862 and encodes 257 amino acids. The record is from RefSeq and is a predicted model, not a curated record. The transcript is spliced from 6 exons. Gene Ontology annotation, molecular function: single-stranded DNA binding; 5'-tyrosyl-DNA phosphodiesterase activity.